Bufo bufo (common toad) is the source of this 1122-nucleotide messenger RNA. RefSeq names its product 5-hydroxytryptamine receptor 1D (gene HTR1D). The transcript has a single exon. Gene Ontology annotation, molecular function: G protein-coupled serotonin receptor activity; neurotransmitter receptor activity. The record is from RefSeq and is a predicted model, not a curated record. NCBI's taxonomy places the organism in Eukaryota, Metazoa, Chordata, Amphibia, Anura, Bufonidae. The coding region runs from base 1 to 1122 and encodes 373 amino acids. Gene Ontology annotation, cellular component: dendrite; plasma membrane. Gene Ontology annotation, biological process: smooth muscle contraction; vasoconstriction; regulation of locomotion.
AUGAAUUUUUAUAACCAGUCAUUAGUCCUGAAACUUGACAUCCUGUCGGAGCACUUAUUAAAUUCCUCUGGAACUAAGAUGGAAUGGGAUGAAAUUACAGUGUUGGGGGUAAAAGUUACAGUUUCCAUCUUUUUAUCAUUGUUAACUUUAGCUACUCUUCUCUCUAAUAUUUUUGUAAUUAUUACUAUAUAUAUGACCCGCAAGCUUCAUACUCCUGCAAAUUACUUAAUUGGUUCAUUGGCUUUUACGGAUUUAUUGGUAUCUAUUUUGGUAAUGCCUAUUAGUAUUGUAUACACUGUAAAUCACUCAUGGACAUUUGGACAGAUCAUUUGUGAUAUCUGGUUGUUGUCAGAUAUAACAUGUUGUACAGCUUCAAUACUUCAUCUUUGCGUUAUCGCCUUAGAUAGAUAUUGGGCCAUCACAGAUGCACUAGAGUACUCUAAACAUCGUACAGCAGGAAGAGCUGCUGCUAUGAUAUCUGUUGUAUGGGUAAUAUCCAUAUGUAUCUCCAUGCCACCACUCUUUUGGAGACAAGCCAAAGCUCAAGAAGAACUAACUGACUGUUCUGUAAAUACAGACCAAAUCUCCUAUACCAUCUACUCAACCUGUGGAGCAUUCUAUAUACCAACAAUGUUGCUUAUUAUACUGUAUGGGAGAAUAUAUGUAGCAGCACGAACUAGAAUUCUAAGACCACCAUCUAUUUAUGGAAAGAGGUUCACUACUGCUCAGUUAAUCACUGGAUCAACCGGGUCAUCCUUUUGUGCAGUCAAUGCUGCUCAUCCCCUGACUGGAGGAACUCCAAUAUGUAUAAAUCACAUCAAGAUAAAACUUGCACACAGUGUUCUCGAAAGGAAACGAUUGUCUGUAGCCAGGGAAAGGAAAGCCACAAAAACCCUAGGAAUUAUUCUUGGAGCCUUCAUAGUAUGCUGGUUGCCAUUCUUCGUAGUGUCCCUUGUCUUGCCCAUCUGCAGAGAUGCUUGCUGGUUCCAUCCUUUAUUGUUUGACUUCUUUACUUGGUUGGGAUAUUUUAACUCUCUCAUCAACCCUGUGAUAUAUACAGCUUUUAAUGAAGAUUUCAAACAAGCCUUCGAAAAGCUGAUAAGAUUCAAAAAAAUUACUUAA